This is a messenger RNA of Ectocarpus siliculosus, 1002 nucleotides long. The record is from the annotation of a GenBank genome assembly. Lineage: Eukaryota; Phaeophyceae; Ectocarpales; Ectocarpaceae.
AUGUCUGUCUUAGGCGGUGGGUCGUCCCUCGACACUGAGGCUUUGCUUUUGAACGACCUCGGAGCGUCCUCCCUCGCAUCAACGUCAUCUUGUCGCCCAUUCCUGAAGACCAAGUUCCAGAUUGGAAGUGUGAAGGGACCCAAGAACUUCUCCAGCGAUCAGACUGUAUUUCACAGAGACGAUGUACCCGCCACCAAACGAGAACGCAAGAAAGAAGUCAAGGAGUGGAAGGAGAGAAGGAUUCUCCGAAUGGGGAGGCCGCCCGGCUGGUCCUCGAGCGUGACCCUCGAUCCCACCCGGAUGAAGUUCGCCAGAACGAAGAGCAACUCCGAGCUCGACCCGGGCAAGCCCUAUCAGUACAAUUACCGCGCGGAGGUACUGCCGCCCAAGAGUCCCGACCCCGUGCCAAAGUCAAACAUGUUCCAGGUGUCUGGAGUCACCAACGAGGAGGCGGCAAGGAGGCGGAUCUUGAGGGCGAAAUACCCAGACAACGCCCUGGAGCACCCGAAACGAAUCGAGGAAAUGCCUUCCAACAAGAGACUCGACGGCAAGAUCCGCUGGAACCCGUCCACUCAGUGUAACGCUCGAGAGCGGCGGCGGGCGCGCGACGAGUACGAAGCAGCUUGCAAGCUCGCCACUGCCAGGAAAAACGGCACGUUAAGAAACUACACCGCUCCCGAGCAGAGGGAGAAAGAGCAACAGCAGUGGAUCCGAAAGCUCAAGGUCGAGGGCCGGCUGUGGGCGCUGAAAGAGCGAGAGCCUAGCCCGCUCCUGCCAACCCACAACAGGCUGGCCAAAGACCCCAUCCGCAGGAUUCGACAGUAUCGGCACUCGGGAAACUUUGAGUUCCGCGAGGCCGAGGGCUGCAAGAUGUGGUCCGACACGGCCUGCUUCGAGGAGUGCUCACCCGGCGAUAUCGUAAGGGUUCACAACCCCGCCGGCUUCAACUUCGCGGCGCCGUGCCUCACGAGAUCGGUCGCGAGAGCGUGGGGAUCCACAUGA